Messenger RNA from Ochotona princeps (American pika), 2425 nucleotides. RefSeq names its product IKAROS family zinc finger 2 (gene IKZF2). Gene Ontology annotation, biological process: regulation of transcription by RNA polymerase II. The record is from RefSeq and is a predicted model, not a curated record. The transcript is spliced from 7 exons. Gene Ontology annotation, molecular function: RNA polymerase II cis-regulatory region sequence-specific DNA binding; DNA-binding transcription factor activity. Lineage: Eukaryota; Metazoa; Chordata; Mammalia; Lagomorpha; Ochotonidae. Bases 846 to 2249 code for a protein of 467 amino acids.
ACACUGUAAGAAUUCAGUUAGCAUUGCUGUGAGCCCAACUGUGUUUUAGGAUGGUCUUUUGUAGAAAGGUUGGGCAAUUUAACUGAUGCUUAUCGAAUACCACUAUAUUUAAUAUACUUUGUACCAUAUUUCUUGAAGUAUCUCUGGAAUGUAUCUCUUACUAUCUCAGUUUUUAGGACCAGAGAAACAUUCUAGAAGAGGGGUGGGACUGGGCCCUGUGAUACAUUAGCUGGUAAGUGGCAGCUUUAGGAUUUGCAAUCAAGAUGAUUGGAUUGCACUGAGGGGGCACACUUAAUUGCAGCAUAGGGAAGCUUGAAUAAUUGGUGUCUGUUGGUUAGCGGUGUUUGAAUAAUUUGGCAGCUGUUGAGUAUAUAAACCAGCUCUCUUACUCCAAAAUUUGUGUGAUUCCCACUCAGUCUUAUACGGGUUAUUUAAACUACACUUUGUAAAAGCCAACUGUUUUAUAUAUAUUCUUUAAAUCAUGCAUCACCUGUUCUGCAUUUGCUUUGAGGAUAUUAUGGAGACCGGAGCUGAAUUGAAUCUACAACUGACAUACUCACAGACUGUUCUGGCAAACACCCUGAUGUCAGUGUACAUUUAGUCCAUGUUACAGCUUAUUGAUUCCUGGGAUAACCAUUGACUAGCUCUGUAUUUUGAUGUGAAUCAUCUCUUUGUUAACUGUAUCUACAUGAGUAUUAAAUGUAAUGGAAGGUUUGAGAAUAUGCAAAUAUGAACAUUUAUUAAUGAGAUCCUUAGUGGGAUCAGAAAGCUAUAAAGCUGGAAAUGGAGUAUCGAAUCCAACCUACUUUGUACAGAUAUAACAAACAAACUCAGUAAAGCUAGAAAUGCAGAGCGAUGAAGAAUGUGACAGGAAACCCCUGAGCCGCGAAGAUGAGAUCAGGGGCCAUGAUGAGGGGAGCAGCCUAGAAGAGCCCCUGAUUGAGAACAGCGAGGUGGCUGACAACAGGAAAGUCCAGGAGCUUCAAGGCGAGGGAGGAAUCCGGCUUCCGAAUGGUAAACUGAAAUGUGACGUCUGUGGCAUGGUUUGCAUUGGGCCCAAUGUGCUUAUGGUACAUAAAAGGAGUCAUACUGGUGAACGCCCCUUCCACUGUAACCAGUGUGGAGCUUCUUUUACUCAGAAGGGCAACCUUCUGAGACACAUAAAGUUACACUCUGGAGAGAAGCCGUUCAAAUGUCCUUUCUGUAGUUAUGCCUGUAGAAGAAGGGACGCCCUCACAGGACACCUCAGGACCCACUCUGUGGGCAAACCUCACAAGUGCAACUACUGCGGCCGGAGCUACAAGCAGCGCAGUUCCCUGGAGGAGCACAAGGAGCGCUGCCACAACUAUCUCCAGAACGUCAGCAUGGAAGCUGCCGGGCAGGUCAUGAGUCACCAUGUACCUCCUAUGGAAGAUUGUAAGGAACAGGAGCCUAUUAUGGACAACAAUAUUUCUCUGGUGCCUUUUGAGAGACCUGCUGUCAUUGAGAAGCUCACAGGGAAUAUGGGAAAACGUAAAAGCUCCACUCCACAAAAGUUUGUGGGGGAAAAGCUCAUGCGAUUCGGCUACCCAGAUAUUCACUUUGAUAUGAACUUAGCGUACGAGAAGGAGGCUGAGCUGAUGCAGUCUCAUAUGAUGGACCAAGCCAUCAACAAUGCAAUCACCUACCUUGGAGCUGAGGCCCUUCACCCUCUGAUGCAGCACCCGCCAAGCACAAUCGCUGAGGUGGCCCCAGUUAUAAGCUCAGCUUAUUCUCAGGUCUAUCAUCCAAAUAGGAUAGAAAGACCCAUUAGCAGGGAAACGUCUGAUAGUCAUGAAAACAACAUGGAUGGUCCGAUCUCGCUCAUCAGACCAAAGAGUCGACCCCAGGAAAGAGAGGCCUCUCCCAGCAAUAGCUGCUUGGAUUCUACUGACUCCGAAAGCAGCCAUGAUGACCACCAGUCCUACCAAGGAAACCCUGCCUUAAAUCCCAAGCGGAAACAAAGCCCAGCUUACAUGAAGGAGGAUGUCAAGGCUCCUAAGGGCGCUCUGAAGGACAUCUACAAGGUCUUCAAUGGAGAAGGAGAACAGAUUAGGGCUUUCAAGUGUGAGCACUGCCGAGUCCUUUUCCUAGACCACGUCAUGUACACCAUUCAUAUGGGUUGCCAUGGCUACCGGGACCCACUGGAAUGUAACAUCUGUGGCUAUAGAAGCCAGGACCGUUAUGAGUUUUCAUCACACAUUGUUCGAGGGGAGCACACAUUCCACUAGGCCUUUUCAUUCCAAAGGGACCCCCAUGAAAAACUGCUCAUGAAGAAAUACUGCACUUACAAUCUCACCUCCCCUCAGAUGUUGACAAACCCCUUUUUUAAAAAAAAAUUACUGUCAAUAAUUAUUUUGUGGACGCAGUGUCAUUUGCUCUGCCUGAUUAAAGUAAGGAAGAAACA